AAAACCCCUUUCCUCCAACACAUUCGUUCACUCUGGUGGAGUAAAGUGACAUUGAAAGGGUGCCUCAACGUGGCAUCCUAGAGAAAGACCCCUCUAUUUCCCAACAGCCGUCACCACACUGUACCGUCCUGGCACACGUAGUACCCUCCGAAACGUCCCUACCUCGACUAAUAAAUGACCAGCAUAGGCGCCAGAGAAAUAAAACAAGCGAAAGACACGGAUCGUUAUCCGAACGUGGAGAGAAAAACAACGAAUCAUUUUCGGAAUCAUAUGUAGGAAAAGCGCACGAAUCGUCGUCGCAGUUGCCUUCUCAAUGCAUACCCUUUGUGCUCGGGGAACGAUGAAACCAGAGAUUAGCGCCGCGGUCGGGUUUCUGUCGAGAUUUCUGCGGAUAAAAGGACACGUAAAUGACAGACAGCUUCAAUCAUUCAGCGCAAGUUUACAGGAUAUUUUGUCAGAGCAAUACAAGCACCACUGGUUCCCCGACAGGCCAUGUAAGGGCUCGGGCUACCGCUGCAUCCGCAUCAACCACAAGAUGGAUCCCCUGGUGGGGCAGGCAGGCCAGCGCAUCGGCCUGACCAUCAAUCAGCUCUACCUGCUGCUGCCUAGUGAGCUCACCCUCUGGGUGGACCCCUUCGAGGUGUCCUACCGCAUCGGCGAGGACGGCUCCAUCUGCGUGCUCUACGAGUCCCAGCCGGUGGCCCCGGCGCCGUCGGGAGGCAGUGCGGUCAUCUCGACCCCCAUGGUGGACAGUCACAUCAGCUGCAAGGAGGCGGCGGGGAUGCUGGGCAGGACCAGCCCUUCCAAAGCCUACAACAUGAUGACUAUGUCCAGCUAAGGGCUGCCACCCGCCACGUCGGGUCGUGGGUUUCGCCCUAGUUGGUCGAUGGCGAACCUUUUUAAAGCUAAAAAGAAAUGAAAUGAAAAAGAGAAAAAAAGGAUCAGAAAAGGCAGAGGAUGUGGCCUAUCGUCCAGGUGAAACCUUGUAGGUUGAUAUUUCUUUCUCCUCCCUCGCUCCAUAGUCUGUUAUGUUGUGUUGUGGGAUCUACCGGAGGCUUCGUUUUUCCCCCCGCGGAGAGGACUGUGUGGAGCGUGGAGCUGUUGGGGGCAGCUAAAACAAACCAAGAAACCGAACAGAGACACAGCGCAGAGAAGGGGCUGCUUUUUGUUUUUGUUUUUUUUACACAGAUCUAUCAUUGUUGACUUUGCACUUUCUUCUCCACGUGGUUACAAUGGGUACCAUGUCACCACCACCCCAUCACCCUCUCAAAAGCUUCAAGGAACUGCUGUCAAGAACCAUACCGUUAAAUUUCAGCCUUUUAUCUACUUCCUGUUGUUAUUGCCCCAUAUACCAGUGUCGAGCUUCAGGAAGCCCCUCCCCCUCCAUAUGGAAGUGCAGUGGAAUGCGCUGUGACACCUGUUGCUAAGGACAGUAGUGUGUCACAGCGCACCCCACCAACACCCCCAACCAUGUAUGUGUAGCUUUCUGGGGAGGGCUGGGUAUUUGUCCCCUCCCCUUCGAUCAAUGUUGGUUUGAAAUUCACAAUCAAGUUCUCGUUUUGUUUAUAUCCCUCCAUCCCCACCCUGACCUUUGGCCCUCUCCAAAUUCCAAGUGUAGCAUAGGUGGCACUAUAUUUUCACCAAAAUCUGGAUCGUUUGUUUUGGUUGUUGUGGCCCUGACAUUGAAUGCACUUUUGACAUUUAGAUUGUGUGGGAUGUGUACUUCUAGAGAAAACCAUCUUCAUUCCAUUCGCUCCAAUGUCAUCUUUCAUGAGUUCCCCUCCUUUUUUUGUUGUAAAUUACUCACAGCUCUUACGUCAGGCUAGACCCCACUCUAUAGAAUUGGGGAGAGUAACUCUGAAGGUUUUAAAAAGAUUUCACACUGUAAGCAUUUCAUUCAGAUCCGUUCAGGUGUUGGUAGGUAGGUGCGGUUUGGUGUCGUGUCAGGUUAGGCGUCUGUUGUCCGUUUGUAAGGCACUUGUCUCGGAAGCCCCCCCAACAUACACACACACACACACACACACACACACACACACACACACACACACACACACACACACACACACACACACACACACACACACACACACACACACACACACACACACACAGAUGGCAAUUUGAGACACUUAUAGAACUCUGAUAGAUCUCUCUGCAGCUGUCGAGGGGUGUGUGAGUGUAGCCAGAGGGAAGUCUGUACGCCCCUGACUGUUUCUAUCCAACUCAGUCCCAAUGGCCUUGUCAGGCUUUCUCAUGUGUUUUUGUUAGACUUUGUUCUUGUCUUUGUGAUUGAAGAUGGGUCCAAGGCUUUCAACACCUCUCCUUUCUUCUGUCUCUCAGUUUGGGUGAGGGGUGCGUUGCCCAAUGUAGGACUUCAAUGUUACACUUAUGAGCCAUUCUCUGGAGAACCGAGAGAGAACCAGCAUAAUGUUAGCCAGCCUGGUUCGAGGUGCUGCUGGACCCUCUCUGGAGGUGUGCCUGUCAGGGCAGACAGACACAAGAAGCCCCUCUGGUGCCACAUAUCACCCACAGCUAACCAACCAGCCAACCCCCUCCCCCCAAUAGCAGUACGGAGAUAGCAGUAACACAUAUCAUCUAUCCCCGCACCAGGGGAGGGAAUGGAGGUGGUGCGGGGGCCAGGGCCGGAUACUCUCGUCCAGGGCAGCUACAAUCCCUCCGGCCCCCUCUAAACUAACCUCCACCCAACCAACACCCUCUUGGCGGUGGAGAGCAAAGCCAGCACAUGCACUCCGUCUGCACUGGGAGCCCACAUAGAGACAGGCAACAAAGAGGAGUCAAAGGAUAGGAAGUGACGGUACACAGUCCAAGUUUCUUUGUUUCGUAGGCUGAGCACUGAACUAGUUUACAUGGGUGCAAUAGGAUGAUGGUGGUGUCAGUCGUUCUAUAACUCACUCCUGGUUGGCCGCGCAACAGACAGACGAUGUGACAGGUUGUGGGGUUUCGGGGAUUUUAUCCGCUAAGCUGGCCAGGCUGGGCACCAGCCCAUCAGACCUACAUGUGCUGCUUUAAGCUCCCUAAGCACAGAGGAUCAUGGGUAAUGGAUCUGUGGUUGUUGAUGCACUGCACACCCUAUCCUCCCUCAUCCACCCCUCCUCCUCACUGUCCCCCCUCUCUCCAUUUCUCCUGGUGCUCCUUCAGCAAUCUGUGGAAAAAGCAGUGUCUCCACAUGAGCCAGAUGGACAUGUCUGAGAGAGUAGCACAGAGCUUUGUUGUCGUGGUUGAAAACCAGCUUUUUAAAAACCUUGCAGCUCCUCUAUUACUUCGAUUAUGCCAGCUAUCGAUGUUGUUAUGAGAUUGGUCUGUGUUUCAGACGUAGCAAGUUGUCCCUCUUUUUGCUAUAUGUAUUUUAAAGUCACAGAGGUAGCAUCUCACCCCCCCCCUCCCUUUCGCCCUAGUCUGAUCAUCUAUCCCAAUUUGAACAGACUUCAUUUUUAGACCUACCAAAAAGGAAACGAAGCCGAAAUUGUUUGAUCUCUUUCUCAACAGUAACACCACCACCAAAACAAUUGGAUUUAGUCCACAAUAUCGGAUCUGUAAAUGCAUCCAUUCAGCCUUUGCGCACAUAGGUUUCAGAAACGUUGUGAAAGGUGUUUUUGAAUAGUCGGAGGUAAUAGCACAUAAAAUGCACUAAAUAUGUCAAGUUGAAGUUGUGACGUUUUUGAGACGCGAGGAGUCUCUUCUGGAAUGUAUUACCAAACUCAGGCCUCGGACAUUCAAUAAAAACCCUUCUGGAAAAGCUGUGCAUGUUAAGACGCGAAACGGGAAGGGAAUAGUCGUCGAUGAUUCAUCAAUGAUUUUUGAAUUAUUGCCACUUUCACAUUUAGGGUGUUUUACAUAUUCUAGAAUCUAUUGCUAUUGUACGCCAUAUGGUAGAAUACAUGCAUAACAUUACACAAUGGGAAGUGCCAAUCAUUUGUUUUGAGGUGUUUAGAUGUAUUUCUUUUGCAUUUCCUAGUUUUAACACGGAUAACUAUUUUCGUAAGUGAAGCCAUUUGUGAUGGGAGUGUUGGCAAGGACCAAUCUGUUUUGGUAAAAGAAAUAUCAGUUUCCAUGCCCUGUACUGAUAGACCUAUCCUUUGUUUUUUUUUGACUUACAAAACAAGAAAAACGUUUAAAAAAUCUGAGCGUACCCAAGAAGAAAAGCUGUCUACUCUACCGUGUGAUUUCAUGUCAGUACAUCUUUAUUGUGUUCAUUUUCUUUUCCUUGGGUAUGUUGUGAUGAACUGCUGUAAAUUUGUACAGUUCAUGUAAAUUGAUUGUGCGAAAGUUGUACAGAUUUCUAUAUUUUGGAAGAAAAGUUUUUUUUUUCUCUGUAAUAAAAUAUUUCCUAUCUUGGCAACAUA
Oncorhynchus masou masou (cherry salmon) is the source of this 4364-nucleotide messenger RNA. Its product is annotated as protein BTG1-like. The record is from RefSeq and is a predicted model, not a curated record. Gene Ontology annotation, biological process: negative regulation of mitotic cell cycle; negative regulation of cell population proliferation. Gene Ontology annotation, cellular component: nucleus; cytoplasm. NCBI's taxonomy places the organism in Eukaryota, Metazoa, Chordata, Actinopteri, Salmoniformes, Salmonidae. The transcript has 2 exons. Bases 314 to 838 code for a protein of 174 amino acids.